Trichoderma harzianum CBS 226.95 is the source of this 3291-nucleotide messenger RNA. RefSeq lists its product as hypothetical. The record is from RefSeq and is a predicted model, not a curated record. Bases 1 to 3291 code for a protein of 1096 amino acids. Lineage: Eukaryota; Fungi; Ascomycota; Sordariomycetes; Hypocreales; Hypocreaceae. The transcript has 2 exons. Gene Ontology annotation, biological process: tRNA export from nucleus; rRNA processing. Gene Ontology annotation, cellular component: CURI complex; UTP-C complex; small-subunit processome.
AUGGAAUCAAGCUCCAAGCGCCGCAAGAUUGGCCAUGAGGGCGGAAUCCGCCACUCUGGCCUUAUUGACUUUGAGUCGCGAAACACGGCCCGCGUCAACGCUGCUAGCACCUUUGUCUUGCAGACGGAUGAGCUGCUGAAAGAGGCCAAGCCAAACUACGAAAAGGCACUCCAUGGUGUUGAUGGCCAAUUGCACCGACUCAAAAGCAUAAUCGAUUCAAUUGAGCCUCACGAUCCUAGGCCGAUUUCCGAGGCCACCAUCAAGUUCGAAAAAGAGCAUCGCAUCGUUAUUCCGUUUCCCGACCCAAAGCCAGCAAAGGAUGCCCCAUACAAGGUCUCUUAUGCACCUCCGUCACAAUGCAACGUCGUUGGAAGCUAUGUUUCUCGGACAAUGAUCAAGACGCAGUCCGAGUUUGGAAUCGAUAUGGUCGUCCAGAUGCCCGCCUCGUUAUUCCAAGAGAAGGACUACACAAACAUGCGAUACUUCUAUCGCCGAGCCUACUACAUUUCGUACAUUGCCGCUCGUGUGCGCAAAGAGUUUGCCGAGGAUAUGGAACUGAGCUUUGAGAACCUGAACGAGAACCCUCUGCUGCCGAUCGUCGUCCUCCGACCAAAAGCUUCGAGCGAUGGAAGCGAUGAGCGAGAGACCAAGAAGAAGGCCAAGAAGUCAUCUUAUAGCAUCAAACUUAUUCCUUGUGCUCCUGAUGACUUAUUUCCUUGGUCCAAAGUGACGCCAAAGUCGAACAAUAACCGAUUGGGCGAGGUGGAUGAAAAGAAGGCCGCUCAAACCGCAACACCGUUUUACAACUCCACUCUGAAUGCCGAACGAACUUUUAUUCCUUACUUACGACUCCUCACCCAUCUCAAAAAGGAAUGCCCUGCUUUCCCGGAUGCUUGUAUCCUCGGAAGGACGUGGCUUCAGCAACGUGGCUUCGGCAGCGCCGUCUCUCAGGGAGGCUUCGGCCAUUUCGAAUGGGCGGCCAUGAUUGCUUUGCUCUUGCAGACAGGCGGAAGAAACGGGCAAGCGGCUCUAUCGACCUCGCUGAGUAGCACCGAGCUUUUUAAGGCAGCACUUCAUUUUUUAUCCACAACGGAUCUCAGCAAGAAGCCGUACACAUUUGGCUCUUCCAGCGUUUCCGUGGAUACUGUUCGAGAGGCCGGCCCUGUCAUGUUUGACCCCGUCAGACAGCUCAACCUCUUGUUCAAGAUGACUCCAUGGUCGGCUAGCUUGCUGCAGACUUACGCAAGAUCAACUACCGAUCUCCUUGCCGAUGUCAUGGCCGACAAAUUCGAUCCAACCUUUAUCAUCAAGGCGGAUGUUCCGUUUCAAACAUUUGAUGUCAUUUUCGAGAUCCAGAGCUCCGAUGUAGCGAAAUUUUCUGAAACUGCUGACCGCAGGGGCGCAGUGACCAACUUCUGUCUCGAAGCAUACAAACACCUCAAGCGGGCGUAUGGUGACCGAGCACAACUUGUACAAUUCCAGUUGCCUCAGAGAGGACACUGGUCGCUGUCCAAGCCUCCAGCCAAAGAAGUCUUGCGUGUCCUUAUUGGCGUCAUCUUUGACCCUGCCCACAUGCCAAGACAGAUGGAGUUCGGUCCCCCUGCCGAAGAGCAAAAGGAAGCCGCAAAAUUCCGACAGUUUUGGGGUGACAAGGCUGAAUUGCGACGAUUCAAGGACGGCAGCAUUCUGGAGUGUGUUGAGUGGUCCAGUAAGCUUCCGCUGCAGAUCUGCGAAGAGAUGACCCAUUACACUCUCCAGCGGCAUUUGAAGAUUUCAAAACACCAAGUGACAACCAUCGGCGGUGCCUUUUCUUCCAUCAUUAGCCUUUCACAUCUAGACAAGUCGGCCUUUGAUUCAGCCAGACAGGCAUUCCAAGACUUUGAAAGAGAUAUCCGCAACCUCGAAGAAUUGCCAUUGCACAUCAGACAACUCUCCGCUACGUCCUCGUCCGCGCGCUAUGCGUCCAUUGAGCCGCCGUUGGUUGGUUACCAUAAAGGAUCCAUCGAACUCAUAGACGUGAACCUCUACUUCGAAGCAUCAAGCAAGUGGCCCGAGAAUCUCACAGCCAUUCAAGAGGCAAAGGUCGAGUUCCUUCUCGACAUUGACAGGAGAUUGAGAAAGGCGAAUGAAAAGAUCAGCACCUACUUGGGCCGCGAGAACAGGGAACUCGGCAUCGAGAAUCUGGCCUUCCUCGACAUCAUUUAUGAAAAUGGGGCAGCAUACCGGCUGAGGAUACACUGCGAUUUGGAAGAAAAGCUCCUCGAACGGCAAGUCAAGAACAAGACGCUCGAACCUCGUGUCCGCGAAGAAGCCGAGGAAGCUUUCGUGAAACUGAACUGGUUGUACAACACUCUCCCGCUGCACACUCAGACCAUUGCAACAUUCUGCACUCGCUUCCCGCCCCUCUCGUCAACCAUCCGACUAGUCAAGCAUUGGUUCAACUGCCACAAGCUGACCGGCCACAUCCGCGAAGAGCUCAUCGAGCUCUUCGUCCUUCAUGCCUUCCUCCAGCCUUACCCCUGGAAGCAGCCGUCAUCCGUAGUCACGGGCCUGCUACGAACACUCUUCUUCCUUUCAAAAUGGGACUGGCGCGAUGAAGCCUUGAUAGUUGACACCGGGGAGGAUCUCUCCGAAGACGAUCGCUCGUCUCUCCACCACGAGCUCCAAACCUGGAGGAAACGAGACCCCAACAUGAACGACAAGGUCAUGUGUGUAGCCACCUCCCACGACCAAUCCGGCCUCGCAUAUACCCGCAACGGACCUUCUAAGCUAGUCGCCUCACGCAUGACACAUCUCGCAAAGGCAGCCUGCAAGCUCGUCCGCGAAAAGGGCAUCCGCCUCGACCCGUCUCUGCUAUUCGAGACCGCCCUCCAGGACUACGACGUCCUAUUCCACUUGUCCUCCAAGGCCAUCAAAUCCAUCGUUCGUGAAACGGCCGUCGAGUCUGGCGGAAGAAAGCAGUCUCAGUUCAAGAACCUCGAUGUCCUGACGGCAUCCGUCCCGCUGCCCAUCCGCGCUCACCCGACAGACGUCUUUAUCGAGGAGCUUGAGCGUGUAUAUGAAGACACGCUGCUGUUUUUCAAGGGCAGCGCAGAUGAUGGCGUGGUGGCAGCCCUUUGGAACCCUAGACUGCAGAAGCAAAAGUUCAGAGCAGGCCUGCCGUACAACUUCCACUCCGUCAAGGGUGACGGCGACCAAGUCGAGCUGAAUCGCAAGGCCGUUCUCCUAGAAAUUGCGCGAGCGGGAGGAGAAAUGAUUAAGAAAAUCGAGGUAGCAGAUGAGGAAGAGUAA